This is a messenger RNA of Sphaeroforma arctica JP610, 3623 nucleotides long. RefSeq lists its product as hypothetical. Lineage: Eukaryota; Ichthyosporea; Ichthyophonida. Bases 160 to 3390 code for a protein of 1076 amino acids. The record is from RefSeq and is a predicted model, not a curated record. Gene Ontology annotation, biological process: protein import into nucleus. Gene Ontology annotation, molecular function: small GTPase binding; nuclear import signal receptor activity. Gene Ontology annotation, cellular component: cytoplasm; nucleus. The transcript is spliced from 4 exons.
AAAAAAAUAAAAAUUCUAAAAAGAUAAACUGAUAUUUAGUAAGCACGUUAAAUCGGAACGGUAUCAGAUACGACCAUAGCAAACACGCGUACGCGCACGUAGUUGGAUAGCUGUACGUAUAGACUAGAUACACAGAGACUUCUUAUCUCCGCAUACACAAUGACCUCAGACCAGGAUACGAUAGUGCUAGAGAGCCUUCUGGUUCAACUACUAACACCAGACAAUGACGUGAUUAACAGUGCAACCGUAGAGAUUAAGAAGAUCCUCAAACAGUCCGCUGGCUUACAGGCACUUGUCACUGUUGUGUGCAACUCAAGCAACGAGGGAGCCCGACAAAUGGGAGCCACUCUAUUAAAGCAACGCAUAGCAACCUCGUGGACUAAGCUUGCGCCCGAGUUGAAGAAUGCGAUCAAGGAGACAUUAUUGCAUCUAGUACUGAACGAUAACUCGAGAGCCGUGCGCCAGGGUGUGGCACGGGCUAUAUGUAUGAUUGCUAAGCAUGAGGUACCUACCGGGCAAUGGCCCAACUUUAUGGACUGGUUAUCUCAGUGCACAAACAGCACAGUGCUGGCACACAAAGAGAUCGGCAUGCUGGUGUUAUCUAGUCUGUGCGAGACUAUGGGGGAGCAGCUAAAGCCUUUCUACCCCUCCAUGUUUGGCCUAUUCCAGACCGCUGUGGUGGAGAGAGAGUCGGCUGAGAUUCCGUACCACGCUAUGAACACUAUCUCCACACUACUGCCGUAUUUUGAAACACCUGAGUUUGAGCAAUUACACGCGUUGUUGCCGACCAUGGUAGAGACCUGCAAGUUUCUUCUACACAAAGACGAGACCCAAGGCUUAAAGGCAAUGGAGUUCUUCGAUGAGCUUAUGGACAGUGAAUUCCCACUGUCCGGCGAGAAUGCCGCACUUCUCAUGGGCUUCUUCCUGGAGGUGGCGUCCAACCAAAACGCCGAACACAGUGCACGUCAGUCGGCUAUCUCACAGAUCGUCUCUCUCAGCAACUCAGACAAGAAGACGGUUAUCAUCAAGAACGGCUUAGUCCCGCACAUUGUCAAUGCCGUGUUUAUGAUCAUGGCUGAGCCUGAGCAAGAAGAUCUGGAGGAGGAUGAGGCGGCCAUCUCUGAUUUGGCAGCACAGAUCAUCGAUAACUUUGCCCUCAAUAUGCCCCCGAGUGCCGUGGUCGACCCCUCGUUGGAAAUCAUCGGCACGGCAAUGGCCAACCCAAAUCCAAGAUACCGUCGCGCAGCCAUCAUCGGCCUAGCCGUUCUAGCCGAGGGGUGCUCCGAGUAUCUCAAGAACAUGCUCACAGGCAUCCUACCCGCUCUCUACAAGGGACUCGAAGACCCAGACGUCUCUGUACGCGAAGCCUCGUGCCUGGCCCUGGCUCAGUUCUCUCAGUUUUGCCAACCAGACAUCGGGGAUCACUGUGGUGAAGUCAUGCCACGCCUCUUCGCGUCGCUCGAGUCACCGUCCGAAGACCUGCGGGAGAAGUCAGUGCACGCACUCGAGUCCUUCUGCGAGUUCCUGGGUGAUAAGAUAGUGCCGUACCUGGAUACCAUGAUGGCUAAGAUGCACCACAUGCUGGUCAAUGGUUCGCGGGGGGUUCAGGAGGUGACUGUGUUGGCUAUAGCGGCUGCUGCUGUAUCGGCGGGGUCGGCCUUUGAGCCGUACCUGAAUGAGGUGUAUGGCGUGCUCAAGCAGCUGAUGUCAUUGAACACGGAGGAGACCGCUAACCUGCGCGCGUACGCGACGGAAUGCCUGGGCCACAUCAUGAAGAACCUGGGCCGCAAGUACUUUGAGAACGACCUGCCCGAUCUCGUACGCGUAGCCACCGAGGGGCUGACCCUAGAAGACCCGGUCAUUGCGCAGUGCACAUACGGCUUCUUUGGGGCCUUAUCCGUAACCUUCAAGAAGGACUUUGCGCCGUACCUACCCAGCCUGCUGCCCAUCCUGGUGGGCCAGAUCAAAGAAGCCGAGCAGAGUGUCAUCUACAAGCGUGGCGGGGAUGAGGGUGAGAUCGACCUGGGCGACUCAGACGACGAAGACGAAGACGAGAACGAGAUCCAGACCGUGAUGAUCGACCCCAGUGUCAUGGAGGCUGCUUCCAGCGCAAUAGACACGCUCGGGUACUUCGCUGUAGAGAUCAGCCACGACUUCAUUCCGUACAUCGAGGCAUGUCUGCCCAUGCUGCUGUCACUGCUCGAGUUCAAGUUCAACAACGACAUCCGCAAGGCGGUCGUCAGCACGCUGUGUGACUUCAUCCGCUGCUCCCACACCGUGUUUGACGACAGCAAGGAGUGGCAAGCCGGUAUCCCCGUGGUUAACCCACUCUCCCAACAGACCAUGCACCUCAUCGCAGAGAUCAUACCCAAGCUCACCAAGACCAUGCAGAAGGACUACGACCGUAUGGUUGUGCUGGCCAUCGGCACGUGUCUGGAGCCCAAUGUACCCAUCAUCGGCCCGGCGAUGAUUGAGGGUAACCUGGCUGACUGGUGCAACACCAUCGCCAUGCUCAUCAACCGACAGGUGGUGUGUCAGGAAGACGACGGCGACAACGACGACGAAGACGCGGAACACACCAUGGCUGAGUACGAUAGCAUGUUGGUGGACGUGGGAUGUGACCUGUUGAGCGCCACCGCUCAGGUCAUGGGCCCGUCCUUCAACGGACCGUACUUCGAGACCUUUGCCAAGAUUCUGCGCAAGUUCUACAAACCCAACUCUAACGAACAAGACCGUAACCUCUGCAUGGGCACACUUUCCGACCUUGUUAAAGCCAUGGGCCCCAGCAUCACCCCCUACGCCGACGAGAUGUACAGCAUGUUCUCCAAAGCCAUCGCCGACCCGGACGAGGGCGUCAAGGUCAGCGCCAUCUACACCGUAGGCCUGCUAGCCCAGCAUGUACCCUCCCUGGUCACCACCCACGCCAAUGAGAUGCUGACCAGUGUCUACCCGUUCUUCACCAACCCCGACAGCAGCGCGGCGGUGGUAGACAACUCGUGCGCCAUGAUCGCCCGGCUCAUCACCGCCGCCAAGUCACAGGGUGACCCUAAUGCCGUGCUGCCGCUGGCCAAGAUAGUGCCGGUGGUGGUGGGAGCCCUACCCCUCAAGGACGAUAUGCAGGAGAAUGAUGUGGUGGCGGCUAUGCUGCUGGGUCUGUUUGAGACACAUUCGGAUGUCGUCUUCCCCUUGCUGGGCCAGUUGAUCGGCGUGUUUUCGCAUCUGUUGAGUAUGGGCAAGGAGCAGAGCCUGCUGACAGACAGCACCAUCGUUGCCAUGACAACGCUGUUCAAGGGCCUGUCCUCGGCACACCCCAACGAGCUUCAGCAGUGCUUAGCGACGUUGAGUGAGAGCCAGAGGACGUCAGUACUAACACUUAUUCAGUCACAAUAGGGCCGGCCGUGUGUUCAAAUAAGAGUUGGCCAAUACCGGGUGGACUAAGUUGUAGACGGUUCUGGUCGCAUGUGCGUAUACCUUAUUGGCACCCCUCGGCGGCUGCCACAGGGGUUGUUGGUGUGGGAUGCGGAUGUUUUUAAUAUUAGGAAUAUGUAAUGGAAGUACAUAUCACAUAGACGCGUGCAAUGUGAGGGGCAAGCGUCUGAUUAAAUUAAAGUUUUGUAAAAGAG